AUGAUUCAAGUGGACAACUUCAAACGCCCAUCUCCGUCACCAUCUCGAUGUUCCAUUCGGAGCGACAGUCGAGUUUUCCGGCAACCUCGUGUUAUUCAGGUAAACCGUGAUGUGGCAACCAUGAUGGAUGACGAAACUAAUGUCGCAGGAGGUACUGCCACCGCAGAAGAUACUGGCGGAGUGCCGAACUGGGAAUCACAACUAGGUCACCAAGCUACACAUUUCCGUUCACGUACUUUUAGCGAUGGAUUCAUACGAAACACCAGUCUUGAACUUCUUCUUGGUGUGGAAUGUGAAGCUUGUCUCGCUCUAGCAGCUCAACGACAGUGUUUUACCAAGCAAGUUCCAGAAAACGAUUUUAAUUUGGUUUGUAAUUGUAACAUACAGCAAAACAAUUAUUUAAAUUGCCACCGUGAUAUUGUGAAACAGAGGGGCCACACACUAAAUAUCUAUGACUUGGAACGAAUGAAACGAGAAACGGGAAGAAACCACUUUGCAAGUGGAUCACAUCGAAGUCUAGACCGAAAAAAUAAACCUAAGACGAUAGGUGUAUCGAGCUACAUUUCAAAACAAUUCAUAUCUUACGAACCAACCAAUACUUUAGUCCAGAAAAUAAAAAGGAAAUUAACCAAUUUAAAAAAAAUAGGCGGUGAAGCGAUAUCAAAAAAACAUCAAAAUGCGGUCCAACUAGCAGAGAUAACAUCGGCAUCAACGAGCUCCCUCAAGAAACUAUCAAUGCUGUCACUUGUAGAGAAAUCACAAAGAAAAGUUAACAAUCAAAACGGCACAUUUCCGACUUCGAGCAUGCAAUCACAAGAUGAUUUGAAAAAUAAUAUGACGACCUACGCAAAUUUUUCUUCUAAUGUUGAUCAAUGUUUCGAUAGGUUGAGAGAUUACACGGAUAAUGCCGACUCUAGCAGUGGAGCACAUAAAGCUAUGAAAUUAAAGAAUUACGAUAUAAACGACGACAUAAUAUCUCGACACUCUCCCAUUCGACAGAUUAAGAAGUUUUCUACUCUUGAUAAUCGUAGAAGCUGUAGAAGUAUAAAAAGACAACUGUCAUACAAUGAUUUUUCCAGUGAACGGUACAGAGACAGAGGUGGAAUAGAGCCGUGGUCUCGGGAUGAUAACGUAUUUGAGAGAAAUACUAGUAAUGAUAUAAUAGAUGACGAUGGUCAAUCGUUCAUCAACUCUGAAAGGUCUUUUAAGAAUGCUCCGCGAUCAGUCCACGCACAAUGCACAUGCAAUACACGCGAAAAUAAAGUUCCUUCAAUAUUUUAUGAUACACAUCAUGGUAAGAAGCGUACAACGCCAGCACCGGACGUAACGGAACGUGGACAGAUUGCCCGUGGGACCGCGUGCGUGGCGUGUAAAGCUUCUCAGUGGGUGCCAACUGGUACAACAUCCACAACUAGCCACAGUUCCACAACAACGGCCAACUCGUCGCGUUUUUCGGUAUGGCAUCGUCGUUGGUGUUGUGUGGCUAUUUUGGUUAUGGUAGCGGGUACAGCGUGCGUCGCAGGGCCUCUAGCAUUGCGCGCACCUCCUGGAGCACCUUUGCAAGAGCGACUUCGUCUUGCCGAGAGGCUCCUACACGACACUCCACUCAUUGAUGGACACAACGACUUACCUUGGAACAUACGAAAAUUUCUACACAAUCGGAUUAAAGACUUCAGGUUUGAAGAAGACUUACGAACGAUAUCACCAUGGGCUACAAGUUCUUGGAGCCACACUGAUCUGCCACGGUUAAAGCAAGGCCGUGUCGCUGCUCAGUUCUGGGCGGCGUAUGUACCUUGCGAUGCGCAGCACCGCGACGCCGUACAGCUCACCUUUGAACAAAUAGACCUCAUACAACGCCUCACCGACAAGUAUCAUCCGCAACUCACGCUCUGUACCUCCGCCUCAGAUAUUUUGGCAGCUCAUGCAAACCAUCGCCUUUGUUCCCUGGUGGGCGUGGAAGGUGGUCAUGCAAUCGGGGGAUCUCUCGGCGUCUUGAGAACCUUGUAUCAAGUUGGUGUACGCUAUCUGACACUAACAUCUACUUGUGAUACACCUUGGGCGGAAUGCGCCUCCACAGAUCGAGUUGAUUCCACUCAAAGAGGUGGAUUGACUCCAUUUGGUAAGGUGAUUGUGAAGGAGAUGAACCGGUUAGGCAUGUUAGUGGACCUGUCACACGUGUCGGAGCGCACAAUGCGCGACGCUUUGACCGUCUCCCGGGCCCCUGUGCUCUUCUCUCACUCAUCGGCACGUGCACUCUGCAAUGUCACCCGCAAUGUACCAGACAGCGUUCUACGGCUCUUAGCCAUCAAUAAGGGCCUAAUCAUGGUCAAUUUCUACACUUCGUUUCUCACGUGCAGUGAGACGGCUACCGUUCAGGAUGCCAUUGCUCAUAUAAAUCAUAUACGCAAUGUAGCCGGCGUAGACAGUGUCGGUUUGGGGGCAGGCUACGAUGGAAUUAACUAUACACCAGAAGGUCUUGAAGAUGUCUCUUCAUAUCCUUUACUAUUCGCGGAGUUAAUGGAGGAUGGCUGGAGUAUAGAAGAGUUGCGGAAACUAGCUGGACUAAAUUUACUGAGAGUGCUUGGCGCUGCGGAACGCGUAGCUCGUGAAUUCGCCUCUGAGCACGUUGCGCCCUUCGAGGAUGUCUCACCUCGCACUUAUGACGCACACAACUGCUCCAGUCAAGAUUUAUAA
Molecule: messenger RNA, 2694 nt
Organism: Parnassius mnemosyne (clouded apollo)
Lineage: Eukaryota; Metazoa; Arthropoda; Insecta; Lepidoptera; Papilionidae
Source: the annotation of a GenBank genome assembly